CUGUGCUCAAAGGUGCACAGCAGCAUCUUUGAGCUCCUUAUUGGAACGUUUCAUCUUGUGUCAGCCUCGUCUUCCCUUCAUUCUGUAAACUUUAGAGGAAAAAGCAGUUCUGGCAUCUGAAGGCUGAGAGCAAAAACCAUGAUUCCAGUUCUGGUUUUGCUGCUGCUCCACCAGUCGAAGGCUGAUGAAGUGUGUAUCAGCAUCUCUGAGUAUAAUUUAAACAUCACGGUGCCUUCUGGAAACAUGACUGAGAAGUGGAAUAGUGAAGGUGCUGUAUGUGAGAACGAUGAAGACUGUUUCCUUUGGUGCGUACCCACCAAUGACACGUGGUUCCAUGGAUCACAUGGCUGCUUAAACUGUUCAGUGACAAAUAGAAGUCAUAACAUCACUGAGUAUACAAUACAUGGAAACACCUCGGACACCGUCUGCUACCACACCCACUGCAGGGAAGACUCCAUCCUGCUACUUAAUCACAGACUGAAGGAAAUAAACGAUUUCCAGAAGAAAAUGAAGGCACUCCAGUACAUAAAGGGUUCAUGUCCGAAUCUCUUCAGAACCAGUUAUGAAAUUAAGAAGGCGUAUGUAAUACUGGAGAAGCAAAUAAUUCAUAAAAUUAUGAAUACGUCUGAGCUUGAGGGUGGCAGCUCCAAGACCUACAACCUGAAGUACUUGUCUGUGAAUGUUUUCAAAAUUAAUGACACAGUCCUCAACGUUUCAGAAGACAUGAUCCCACUGGAAGCUCCUCAGUUAUGGCCCAACGACGGCUCAUUUGUCCCUGAGGUCUGGAUCCCAGUGAACGCUCUGAAAAACAUGCCACCAGAGGAUCGAGUUAUCGGCCUGGUCAGCUACAUGGACCGCAGCCAGUUCCAGUUUAAGAUGGAGGAGAUCUGCUCCAUGGUUCUCAGGAUAGAGGAGUCAGGCAAGUCUCACCUUCAGAAUCUCAAGCCACCAAUCAAAAUGAUUUUCAAGGUUAUGAAACCAGAAAGGAAUGAUUCCCAGUUACUGUGUCACUACUUUGACGAUGUUGAUGAUGUCGACGGUUUUGCCUGGAAACCAGACGGAUGUGAAACUGAGAUCGACCAAGAUCAAGUUACCUGCAAGUGCAGCCAUGCCACACCCUUUGCUGUCCUUCUGAUAAGAAUGCCAAUAGAUGAAGCCCACUGGAAAUUACUGUCUUACAUCAGUUACAUAGGCUGUGGAAUUUCUCUUUUCUUCAGCGUUUCGUCUCUCGUUGUCUAUGUGUUCAACAGGAGCAACAAAAUGGACACUUCCAUGUCCAUCCACGUGUCUCUGAGCGGCGCCUUGCUUCUCCUUAACUCUACCUUCCUGCUGACUGAGUGGGGGCCCACAGUGGAGCCGGACUGGGUCUGUGAGUUCAUAGCUGCGCUCAUGCAUUACUCACUGCUCUGCUGUUUCACCUGGAUGGCCAUCGAGGCCCUGCACCUCUACCUGCUGCUGAUAAAGGUGUUCAACACCUACUACAAAUACUACCUGCUCAAACUGUCUCUCGUCGGAUGGGGGAUUCCUGCAAUAAUUGUGUCAAUAUCUUUGUGUGUGAAGAACGUUAAACAGUUUUAUGGAGUUACAGAGUUGACCUUGUCAGACACCAAUCAAACCAAUAGCAUCUGCUGGAUCACAGAUGAUACUUACUUCUACUCACUGAACCUCGUGUAUUUCACCCUGAUAUUCAUCUUGAACUCUGGCAUUCUGAUGGCAGUGGCCUCAAGCAUCUGCAAGAUGAAGAAAAUGUUAAAGACUAACUCAAAACAUCAAGCCAUUGCUAGCAGAAAGUCAAAGGAAGUCCCCCAGAGGUUCAGCGUGUCCUGCCAGAGCGGCCUGACCCUGCUGGGCCUCACCUGCCUCAUGGGGACCACCUGGGGUCUGGCCUUCCUGGGUUCCGGUUAUGUCAACUACACAGUGCUCUACCUUUUCUGCAUCCUCAACUCCCUACAAGGUUUCUUUAUUUUUGUGUGGAUCUGUCUUUUGGCCAAGAAGCAGAAGAGGAAAGAAAUGGAGGAGAAAGUGUCUUCGAUCACUGCGGUGCCUUCAGACACAAAAAAGGAUUAGAUCGCUUCUCCUACCUCUGGAUGGAUCCCAGUAGAUCCUCUUACAGAUAUGAAUCUGCAUGUAUGGGGAAAAAAAACUGCAAAAAGCCUUAAAAUUAAUUCCUUUUUUAUCGCAACUGCAUAUUCUUUUUACUCAGCCUUAGAGUUAGGAAAACGUCUAUAAGUUUCUAUAAAAGAAAUGUUAGCAAUUUAAUACUUAAUGUUUUUCUGAGGUAUACAGAGGCCCAUUUCUUUCAGUCACUGCUCGUAAGUGGAGAAACACAGGAAAUGCCUAAAGCAAGAACUCCCAUGUCUACAAAAGGAGAAAUAAUUCAAAAAAUGUAAAACAACUCAGAGCAUGACAAACACCACACGCAGAGAGCAGGAAGGUAAGAAAAGUGAAAAAAGAAAAUUAAAAUCUAUUAUUACUGAAGUUCUUCCUGUUUUUCAGUGUGAGUUCAGCAACAAAAGGCACAAUUAUUUUCACUCUUUUUUUAACGUGUAAAACUGAUAAGUUAAUAAGCAUUUAUAUUACAUAACCUUUUUCACAUUUUGCCACUUUACAACCACAAGCUCUAGCGCAUUUAUCUUCCUUAUUUUCAAAUACACACAAACACACAACUCUUGGUGUGUGUACUCAGCUUUCAAGAAUGAAGACACCUUGUAAAACCACUUUUCAUUGCAAUUGCUUCUGCAACUCUUUUCACAUAUGUACCAGCUUUGUACUUUUAUACCCAAUGUUCUUUGCACAGAGCUGUAGUUUAGUCCGACUGGAUGUAUUUGUGAAUGUGCAUUUGAAAAUGCAUGCCACAUUUUCAGACUUUGAGUUGUAAGACAUUUUCAUAAAACUUGUAAU
This is a messenger RNA of Poecilia reticulata (guppy), 2901 nucleotides long. Its product is annotated as adhesion G protein-coupled receptor G3-like. Gene Ontology annotation, cellular component: plasma membrane. Gene Ontology annotation, biological process: cell surface receptor signaling pathway; adenylate cyclase-activating G protein-coupled receptor signaling pathway. Lineage: Eukaryota; Metazoa; Chordata; Actinopteri; Cyprinodontiformes; Poeciliidae. The record is from RefSeq and is a predicted model, not a curated record. Gene Ontology annotation, molecular function: G protein-coupled receptor activity.